UCUAGACGUGGUGGCUGGAUAUAGUUCUCUCUCUUUCCCUCUUCUCUCGUUGCAGUUACGGUGGACCGGCUGGAUUUAAGGAACAACCCUAUGGGUGAAAAAGGAACUACAGUCCAACUAGUAAUUUGAACGGAGAAAAACGAGAAGCGAUUUGAUCGCACUGCACAACGUACACAAAGGCUAUCCGCUGUGAGUAUGCCCAUGGUGUAGUGUAACUAGCGGAAACUUGCAUGUUGUGAUUCGUUGGAGUCCUCCAGGAGUAGGAAGGCGGCCCUACCCCUAUCAGUAGCGUGGUGGGCGAGCCGCCAGCAACACAUAUAUUUCAUACAGCCACCGCAACGCGACUCUGGUCUGGUCGUUUCUGCCACCGCCUCUACGUUAGCCCCAAGCACAGUGGAAGAGACCGGGCGUUUCCCCUCGUGGUGUUGCACUUGCAGUGUGGUGAGUGAGAUUUUACAUAUUAUAAGCUUUUUCACGAUAGAGUGGUGCUGUGUAUUUGCCGUGGGUUGCCGUGUGUCUUGUCAGAGGAACCCCGCACCAUCCAUUCUCUCCCUUGGAAGGAGGACGCCGGGGCCAACGACCGUAGACCUUAUUGCCAUCAUACGCGGUGUGCUGUUCAAGAGAGUGAAGAGACGCAGGCCAAGUACUGUGGAGGACUGUGAGUAUUAUAGUGAAAGCAAUUGUGGUGUAAACUUACCUGUGUGUGUGUCAUCGCAGAGUCGGAGGCGAACGGGUCCGCUGCCCCCGGGUCCCUACGAAAGGGCGCCCUUAUCUGGGAUUUGAUCAGCCUACGGACAGUGGCGAUAAGGCAGCGCUCGACCCGGCGAGGUGGUGUGUGACCUUCGCCCCCCUGCUGACCUACAGAAGGAACGACCGUGAGUAACAUAGUAAAAGCAAUUGUGGUAUAAGCUUACCUGUGUUUGUAUCAUCGCAGAGUCGGAGGCGAACGGGUCCGCUACCCCCGUGGUCUCUACGAAAGGGCGCCCCUAUCCGGAAUUCGAUCGGCCCACGGACCGUGGGGAUAGGGCGGCGCUCGACCCGGCGAGGUGGUGUGUGGCCUUCGCCCCCCUGCUGACCAACAGUAAAGAGCCGACUGUGAACGUGAUACUUACCCCGAGAGCUGUAAGCAGCGGAGCUGGUGAGAACCAUUCAAAGACCAAUAACAGUGUUUCUGUGUCCUAGCGAUCACCUGUGGAGAGAGAAAGGAAAACGAGAGAGAGUCAGUAAAGAGCCGACGGUGAACGUGAUACGUACCCAGAGAGCUGUAAGCAGCGGAGCUGGUGAGAACCAUUCAAAGGCCAAUAACAGUGUUUCUGUGUCCUAGCGAUCACCUGUGGAGAGAGAGAAGAAGACAAGAUGGCCGCCUGUGGAAAGAGAAGAAGGCGAGAGUAAGCCAUUGGGCACGAACAGUGGAGAAACCCCUAACAGCCACACCAGAAGUUGUCUGCCUCCAGGAAGAGAAGAAGGAGGGCGCCACGGCCAGCAGGGUCCAGGCGGGAGCCUGACGUUUCCUUUUUCCCCCGUUGAUGGUGGUUGGCACCCCCGUUUUCCCAUCCCUGUCACCCGUGGCUGUAGUCUCCCUGGAGGGAGUAGAAGAAGCCAUUAGUUUUAAAAUUCCCCUUUCCCCGAAAUUUCCCCCCCAUCCUUUUAAGUAUUUAAGAUUUCAAUAAAGCUUGUUUUAAAUUUUACUUACCUGUUUCCGUGUUUGUCUGGUCAUUGGGUCGGCUUUGGGGACCUCCUCGAGGUGGGAGUUGAGAAGGGGCGUGGCUUUAGCCAAACACAGCCAGCCCCUAGUGGUGACAGAUUUUGGCGUAGUCGGCAGGAUCCCACCUCGAGUUGAGUAACCAAGGUCACCCAAUGACUGACAACGCGGGGCCAGCGGCCCCACCCCGUGCCACACCCGUUAUCAUGGGCAGUCCAUGGGUCCAGAGAUACGGAGGAGCCGAGUCGGAGGUACGCCUGACCGAAUGGAAGGCCCAGCUGGAGUACUUGGCCGACCUGCAGGGCCUUAGCGCCGCCCAGCGGCUUCAAUUUGUGUUAAACUCCUUAGAAGGAGAAGCACGGCGAGAAGUACAAGCCGCCCCCGAAGCGACUAGAGCCACCGCCCAGACUGUGUUCCAGUUCCUCACUGAACAAUAUGGUGACCAUACCCCCGUAGCUGUCCUCCGCUCACAAUUUUUCAGUUGCAAACAAGGCCCCCGACAACCUAUUCGAGCUUUUGCCCUCAGGCUGCGGGAGCAGUUCACUCGCCUGCAAGCCCGACGAGACCAUGGGCUAGGAGAUGGAGAAGCCUUGUUACGCGACCAGUUCCUCCUGGGGAUGAAAGAAGGCCCCGUGAGACAAAGUCUGAGGGUCCAGUUCCGGAGGGACCCCGGGCUGACCUUCGAAGAUCUAAAGAAGGAGGCGCUAGCCCUGGAGGGGGACGAGGCCGAAGUAACCGAAGCCCCCGUAUGUGCAGCCGUAAGUGGAAACACAGCGGCGCCACCUGAACACGCAGACUGGAAACAAGCCCUGCGGGUGGAAUUGUUGAAAGAUGUCCGAGAGCAGAUGUCGGAGCUAUCUAAGACCCUCUUGGGGGAACUUCGCCAAAGUAGGGCGCGGGAGGAACCGAGGCCGGCACCCCGAGAGCGAGUCUACUCUGAGAGGGGCCGAGAGCCACCGGGACGCCCGAAUCGUUUGAACCGGCCCCGCUUCGAGUGGGAUGACCAAGGGCGGCCAAUCUGUAAUCGGUGUGGAGAACCGGGGCAUUACAGUCGCCAGUGUGGGCCUCGCAGGGCAUCAGAAGGGGGUUUUUAA
This is a messenger RNA of Misgurnus anguillicaudatus (oriental weatherfish), 2796 nucleotides long. Lineage: Eukaryota; Metazoa; Chordata; Actinopteri; Cypriniformes; Cobitidae. The record is from RefSeq and is a predicted model, not a curated record.